Messenger RNA from Ostrea edulis (European flat oyster), 2499 nucleotides. RefSeq lists its product as uncharacterized. The transcript has 9 exons. Lineage: Eukaryota; Metazoa; Mollusca; Bivalvia; Ostreida; Ostreidae. The coding region runs from base 133 to 2472 and encodes 779 amino acids. The record is from RefSeq and is a predicted model, not a curated record.
AAACGAUUGUAUGACGUAUGCAAUUUGUGUGUGUUUGAGUUCACGGAACUUCCGAUUGUAUCAGUUCACGGGCUAGACCCUGCCAGGCGCGUGGGCACUAUUAACAAAGGAGAAGCAAUUGAUUGCAGGAAGAUGGGAAUAAUUACACUUCUGAAUGCAAAAUGGAUAGAAGUCCUUUGUCUGUUCCAAGUUUUAUACAUGAAGUGUGUCCAUGCACAAAACUUUGUUGCUGUCGAUUCUUGCCCAAAGAACAAGAUUGAAUGGACCCAGAGAGCCACAGCUAAAAACUGCCGGAAUGCUACACCAGACUACAUGUGUGCUGCCAUACAGGACAAUCCUGGUAUACUUGGGGAAAUCUGUACCUUGAUGGGCUUGGCUAAUAAUGGAACAUGUGCUGUGCUAAGCAAAGCAACGAAAAACUUGGACUUUCUUCCUUGUAAAGCAGAGAGAGGAUGUCCUUUAAAACCUUACAAACCAUCAGAAAUGUACAGCUACCCAGUUUGUUUUGAGAACUUUUAUGGUGUAACUACGGGGUCACCCACAACACCACAGGAGGCAUCAGCAAUGUCCGUAACUGGACCCAGCAGCGACGGAGGAGGGGGUACAGCUGGAGUGGCUGUAGUUGGUACAUUGGUGGUUAUAAUUCUACUAGUGAUUGUCGUCCUGGGCAUACUACUCCUAUACCGCCGCAACAAAUUACCAGAGAGGAUGCAAAGUUUUAUAACAGAGAGAAUAGGAGAUACAAGGAUAUUGUGUUGUCAAAGUGAAGAGAGCCAUAUUGUUGAUCCUGAAGUUGCAGCUCCAAUGAUUGUUAGUACAACUGACCAAGAAGCACAUAGAGGCAAUACAACAAAGAUACAUAAACUCUUCAGAUAUGUACACCAUAUUUUGAAAAAAGAACUUGAAGUGUGUGACUUGAAGGAACAACUUAUCAUAUAUUCAGCAUCCUUGAAGGAACAUUUUAACACAACUUUGUUAAAUGGUCUGAAUAAUGUAAAACAUGCUGAGGAUUAUGAUGAUUUAGACAUGAAGGUCGUGUUUGCCUUGCUGAUGAAUUUGUGUAGCAACAUUAAGCCCCCAACAACAGGUUGGGGUUACAAGCCUCGUGAUGACGAUUUCUCUACUGGAGCUGACCUUGAGAGGAUUCGCACAAUAUGGAAUGUGUAUUGUGACAAUCACUGUAAUGAUCAACAGCUUAAUGAUGUGUAUGGAAGAAUGUUAGAGAAAUAUGGAGAAAAUCCCACUGAAGCAAAAGUUGCAAAUCCAAAUGAAGAUAAAUUCGAGGACAUUAAAAGUAAAAUUGAUGUUGUUCGUUUGAAGAGAGAUUGCAAUGUUGAAGAUGGAAUUGUUGUGACAGAGAAUAUAAAGUCAGCUCUGACACUGUUGGAGACCUCAGAUGUCAUCAUUUGUAGAGGCGCCAUUGGUUGUGGUAAAACAACUGCAAUGAGGUACAUACAGGAAAAGUACGAGGACAAAGGAUGGCGAUCAGUUUGGUUUGAGGAGUAUGUUAACGAAGAUGACCUGAGGGGAAAUGAAAUUCAGGAUACGUUGCUCUGUUGUGACAAUCUGUUUGGAACAUUCAACUGUUGUGUUUUUUCAUCCGAAUCUGUAACCAGUUUUGAAGAUGUUAUGAAAAGCAAGAGAGAAAGAUACAAAGAACACCUUAAAGUUGUAUUAGGUAUACAUCAGCAUGUCUAUGAUGAAGUCAUGAAAUUCAGUAGACCACAAAUUUUUGAAAACAAAAAAUCAGUGGUUGAGAUGGAUGCACUCCGUGAAGCAGAACUGUUAUUAAUUUGGAAAGAAUUGAAAAAAGAGGGUCACUGUGUCCGAGAUCCAAGCUGUUACUUUAAAAGCAUUGAAUUCUCCUCCGUGCUCACAAAACUGUCUCUAAACCAAGGAAGCAUUGGGAAUCCAUUCUUACUUUCUAUGUAUACUCACCACCACGAUCUGUUCGCUAAUGACAACUUCACGAAGUCUCCUGUAACAACGCUAGUGGACAAGUUUAACAGAAUGCGAGAGGAGAAUAAGGAACUUUUCUAUUCUCUUGUUUACAUUUUGUAUGUAAGAGUGCACAUAAAAGGUCAAGCGAUCCGGGACUGGGCAGGUUUGAUUGACUCAGGAUUAACAAAGAGCAGUUUAGAAAAAUGCGCUGCAAAGUUUCCUGGGUAUCUGUCUGAGGAUUAUAAUACUUUGGAACUUAAACACGAACUGCUAAAUAUAGCACUUUUUAAGGAGUGUUUUGAGAUCAAAGAAAUUUUAAGUUCACUUGUUCACCACUGUGACAAGGAAACGGUUCUUCAGGUAACAAGAAUCAAAGAAGAAUGUGACACUGAUUUUGUCAAUUGUUUGCCGUCUCCUGACACUGACGAUGAGAUGAAAGUAGAUUUGCUGAAAAAGAUUGCAGAUGCUAAAGGUGUUAAUUUCAAGAGACCAACACUUCUCCAGAGAAAAUGGAAAAAGUUCAUACACUGAGAAGAUAAUAAACGAUAUAUGCAUGUA